CUCGCACAAUACGAAGCUACGUCUAUAGAAUCUACCCAGUUCUUCGGACAUCUAUCAGCACGCAAGCACGUCAAAAAUAGUCUGAGUAAAGCUGGGCGGUUUAUUCAGUCUCUUACAGGCCAUAUACGAAGACGCGACGCGAUUAUCAGCAGCCGAUUAGAGGCAAUAUCUCUAUACGAAGGAUUCCCUAAGCCCGUCGUCUCCCAACUAGACCGACUCCAAAAGAUAGAAGAGAGUCUCAGCCAGUCAAUUCACAUUAUAUCUCAAGUCAACAAGCUAGCCCAUGAUCGAAACAAUACCUUUGAAGAUCGAACCUUGGUAGACAACAAGUACGCUCUUUCGCUUUCGACAGUGGACGAUCUCGUAGCGGCCCGACGACCCAUCCUCACCGGUUGGUCUCGGCAUUUUGGUGGGCAGGUCACUGACAAAAGUGUGCAAAAGUCU
Messenger RNA from Colletotrichum godetiae, 444 nucleotides. RefSeq lists its product as uncharacterized. The transcript has a single exon. The annotation marks the transcript as partial. The record is from RefSeq and is a predicted model, not a curated record. Lineage: Eukaryota; Fungi; Ascomycota; Sordariomycetes; Glomerellales; Glomerellaceae.